Molecule: messenger RNA, 3954 nt
Organism: Thermothelomyces thermophilus ATCC 42464
Lineage: Eukaryota; Fungi; Ascomycota; Sordariomycetes; Sordariales; Chaetomiaceae
Exons: 3
Coding region: 156-3944 (1262 amino acids)
Cellular component (GO): membrane
Molecular function (GO): protein binding
Source: RefSeq, a predicted model, not a curated record
CCGCUUCCCGCUUUCCAGACAGGGUUGUCUCCAAGGGGAGGGUUCUGCCACUCGACAUCGCCAACCCCCAUCGCAAAGCUCGGCUAGGGCGACUCUGACACGUCCGCGCCUCCUCCAAUACUCGACUUCGCAGGCCAUCCACUCUCUCUGGCGCCAUGGCUUCCCGAUCGCGCGACGUGCCCGACGAGGAGCUCUUUAUGAGUCGUCCGCGGCCGACUGAGGACUGCGACAGCCCGACAGUCGAGCCUCUGAGGAUAUUCAGGCCCCAGAGCCCGGCCGCCGAUAAGGGCUCAUCUCGGCCUAAAUACCCUGCUCCGCCCUCGUCCUCCUCCUCGGCCGCAGGGUCUGCUUCUGCUGCGGCGUCCAAGCCGGGCAUCGCAUCUCUCCCGCCGCUGCCAUCGUUCCCUUUCGGCGCGUCGAGCUCGGCUGCUCCGCUGCCCUAUCCCGACGACGACAACAAGGCCCAAUCCAAGCCACAGCCCAAAGCCAGCCGUCUCCCCUACCCCGAUGUCGAGUCCAAGCCUUCGCCUCCGGGAGGCAGGGUCUACAGCCCCCCGCCCGCGUCCUCGAGCUCGAGCUCGCCGGCGCAGAAUGACUCGUUUCCCCGACCGACGGUGAGCACCGGAGAGAAGAAGACGGGGCUUGCGGAACGGCGCGGAGCCGCUCCCAAGCCCUUGCAGAGUCCUGUUAGCCCCGGCACCGAUGACGAGGACACCGGCGGCCUCUUUGCCAAGCCUCUAAGGAACCCAGCCUCUGCCGCACCUGCCCCCAAGAUUUCCAACGCAUACCAGCAAAAGCCCUACUACCCCCCGCCUGGCGGCGGGGCUAGCCAGGCAGCCCCUAUCAACCGCAUCUCUUCAACCGCCUCCAAUUCGACAACCCGGGCCAGCCGUGGGUCGCCGCCACCACCCGAAACCCCCGUCGUCGAGCCGGGAACCAUACCCGGGGGUGGGAUCGAAGCGCGGUACGCCGCCGCGGGCAUAUCGGGUACGGCAACUCUCAACAGCCUCCAGACUCCGAGCGCCGCCGCGCAAUCGAGGUUGGCGCAGUACGGCAGCCAAGCCCCGGCUGCCCAGCCCCAGCAGCCGCAGCCGCGGCCGUGGACGCCCACCGAGACCCCGGGCCAGCAGCCCUUCGGGCCUCCGACCGUUUAUCAGGGCGCCGAGGUGGUGUCAAAUCCCACGCCGCCGCCGCAGCAGACGCCGGCGUUCAACCUACCCAAGAACCCCAACCCGACCACCCAGGUGCCAGCCGGAAGCGCCCUGCAGGUCAGUGUGCUGGAGCAGGACUUUCAGCGUAUGCAGGCAUCUACUCCUCCGCCUGCUUACACCAGCGUCAAUCCCAACGCGAUCUCCAAGUACCCCGACGAAAAACAGCGGCCGACACAACCACAUCCCAGUUCAAGCGUGCCAACCACCACAGCAGCAGCAGCAGCAACAACAAUAACAGCAACAACAGCUGCCGCUCCCAUUGCCGCGGCCUCCGCCAGCGCCUCGAAUGCCAACCCGCUGGCAAGCCCUAAUCCGGUCAGCUCCCCGACGCCCCAGAAGCAGAGCCCGGCCGGAAACACUGCUACCACAAUCCCUGCGCAUAACGCCGGACAUCCCGCAUUGGCCCAGGAUAAUAAACUUGCGCCUGGCCAGAAUGGGCAGCCUGCACUGACACACACUCCAUCGCUCCUGGCCGCUGCCCAGUCGCCGCCCCCGCUGCCCGAGGGUUGGAUCGCCCACCUGGACCAGAACUCGGGCCAGUAUUAUUACAUCCACUUGGCGACGCAGGCCACGCAGUGGGAGUUUCCCACCGGGCCCACCCCUUUAAACCACGAUAUCGCCCCCCUGUCGCCGACGGCGUCGACCUACGGAAACCCCUUGGGAUCACCGUUCCUGGGCGGCGGGAAGGCGGGUCUUGCCUCGCCCAUGUUCCAGGCCCAAGGUCAUCCCGGGUAUGCCGAGAGCAUCAUGAGCGUAUCCGCAUCCGUCGCCCCAACGAUGGCCGGGUUCACCGGGCCUCCCCCCAGCGCAGGCGUCGAAAUGUACAAGGUCAUGCCGACCAACGGCGUGUACUUUGGGCCCUACCUGCGCUACGUCAACAUGGACCUCGAGAAGGGCAUCUGGUACGGCAGCAUCCUCCUCGUCACGGACGCCCCCCAGCCUCCUACCAUCCACGUCCACCUGAGCGUGGACCUCUCCCCUAAUCCCCGACAGUUGAUCCCACAGAGCAUCUACCAGCACCAGCGGUGGGUUUUCUACAAGUACGAGAUGGACCUCCAGAUGUCGGAGCAGGGCACCGAGCGGUGGACGUACGCCGUCACGUCGCAUCUCGGCUGCACGCGGUACGAGUUCGUGGUCGCCGGCCGGUACGAGACGGGCUGGCGCAUCAUUGCACACUCGGGCAACGACUUUUCCCCCUCGACCAACCAGAAUGAGCGCGCCAAGCUCGGCGGCGUCGGCUUCAUGUGGAAGGACAUCCUGCAGAAGAAUGUCGAGUGCGGCGGCUUCCACGUCCAGCUCGGCCUCGGCGCCCAGAUCUACGGCGACCGGCUGUGGAGGGAGUUGCCCUUGCUGAAGCAGUGGCUCUCCAUGCAGGGCAGGGAGAACCGCAAGAACGCGCCAUGGACUGCGAGGCACCAGGAAGAGGUGUCGCACGCCUACUUUCACUACUACACCAGCCACUUUGACCAGCCGUACAUGCGCGAGGCCUUUGCGCAGAUUCCGCACAUCCUCCAGAUCGAUGACCACGACAUCUUCGACGGUUUUGGCUCGUACCCGGACUACAUGCAGUCCUCGGCCAUCUUUAAGGGCAUCGGCCGCAUCGCCAUCGACAUGUACCUGCUCUUCCAGCAUCAUACAACCGUCGAGAUCCUGCGGAACGUCAGCUCCGACAUGGACCUGUUCACCAUCACGGGCUCGGGCUGGCACUUUGUCAAAUACCUCGGCCCGGCCGUCGUAGUGGUCGGGCCGGACUGCCGGUCAGAGCGCACACUGACUCGCGUCAUGGCCGGCCCGACGUAUCAAGGCAUCUUCCCCAGGGUGGCCACGCUGCCGCCCAGCGUGCAGCAUUGCAUCUGGAUGAUCUCGGUGCCUGUCGUGUACCCGCGACUCGAGACGGUCGAGACGCUGGCCAACACGUUCGCGACGGGCAAGAAGGCCGUCAACACGACGUACAACAUCCUCGGCAAGGUGACCAGCUCGGUAGCGGGCGUGGUCGGUGGAAAGGAGGUGGUGCAGCAGGGAUUCAAGGAGGUCAAGAAGGCGGUUGGCAAGACCGGCCUGAUGGGCAGCGUGCUCAAUCAGUUUGGCGACAUCGAUAUUGCCGAGGAGCUCAAGGAUCUCUGGACGCACGAGUCCAAAGACCUGGAGCGCACAUACCUCAUCCGCACCCUGCAGGGGAUCGCCCAGCAGAAGGGUAUCCGGAUGACUUUCCUGUCUGGCGACGUCAACUGCGCGGGCGCCGGUCUCGUGCACGACCCGUCUCACCCGUCGGAUCACAAGACCAUGUACCAGAUCAUUGCGUCGCCCGUGGUCGCAGCGCCCUGCUCCAACUACAUGCUCAAGAUGCUGCACAACAACAAGCUGCUGUACGUGCCGCAGAAUGGCCACAGGUCGACGCACGAGGUGUCGGACACCAAGGAGGACAUGAUGGAGAUCUUCCACACGGACGCGUCGGGCGCCGCCAGGGAGCACAAGAAGCUGAUGGCGCGGCGCAACUACGUGGCCAUCGUGGCGUACGAUCCCGACGCCAUCGCCGGCGGCCAGCUGCAGGGUCCGCAGGGGGUCCAAGGAGGGCUCAAGCCCGGGUAUGCGGCCAGCGUCGCCAGCGGGAGCCAGUCGGGGCUGAGCAAGCUGAGCCUGGCCGUCGACUUUGUGGUGCAGGGAGAUGGCCCGUAUCAGACGACGACCAAAUACGGGCCGGUGAUUGUGCCGCAUCUGGAGUAUGGGCAUUGAUCGAUCGAUC